Molecule: messenger RNA, 1950 nt
Organism: Botrytis sinoallii
Lineage: Eukaryota; Fungi; Ascomycota; Leotiomycetes; Helotiales; Sclerotiniaceae
Exons: 2
Coding region: 246-1667 (473 amino acids)
Biological process (GO): transmembrane transport
Molecular function (GO): transmembrane transporter activity
Source: RefSeq, a predicted model, not a curated record
UAAUUGAAUGGAGACUGGGGUUUGGGGAAGUUCAACAACUUGGGAAAUUCCUAUAAAGAUGGAGUAACCCAGCUUCUCAAUACAACAUCAUCAUCAUCAACAACAUCACCAUCAUCAAUUCAUCCUCUCUCUUUCCAAUAAGAACUUCAUAUUCUCUCUAUACUCUAUAGAAGAAUUUCAUUCUUAUUUUCUCCAUUCUCUCCACCUCAAUAACAACAACAACACUUCCCUUCAAUCCCUUCACAAUGGCCGGUGGAAUUCCAAUUUCCACGACACCCCUUUCAACGGGUUUCCUCCGUGGAAAAGCUCUCAUCUUUCCACUUUCCCUCGUCAUCUCCCUCUUCUUCCUAUGGGGUUUCUCUUAUGGUUUACUCGAUGUGCUCAAUAAGCAUUUCCAAACAGUUCUUGACAUCACCAAGCUUCAAUCUACCGGUCUUCAAGUCGUUUACUUCGGUGGCGGUUAUCUUCUCUUCUCUCCUAUUGCCGCCGAAGUCAUGAAGCGCAAGGGUUAUAAGAUUACCAUCUUGAUGGGUCUUUCACUUUACUCUCUUGGUGCCAUUAUGUUUUGGCCAACUGCUCAUUUCUCUACAUACGAAAAUAGAAUUGCCUCAUUUGGUGGUUUCUGUGCUUGUACAUUGGUCAUCGCAUGUGGACUCGCUACUCUCGAAACUGCCGCUAAUUCCUAUGCCGUUGUUAUCGGUGACCCAGCAUCUGCAUCAGCUCGUCUUCAAUUCUGUCAAUCAUGGAAUGGAGUUGCUUCAUUCAUCGGUCCAUUGAUUGCCGGAAAAUACUUCUUCUCAGGCGAAAACGCUCACAACUUGACCAAUGUCCAGUUCGUCUAUCUGGCAGUUGCAUGCGCUGGUGCCGCCAUCGCCGUUCUCUUCCUCGUCGCCAAACUUCCUGAAGUUUCCGAAGAAAUGCUCGAAUCCAGCACCGUUAAGACUGAGAACUUGGCCCUCGAUGAGUUUGGACAUGAAAUCGGCCAGGGACCAAUCUAUAAGCAAUACAACAUGAUCUUCGCCUUCAUUGCUCAAUUCUGCUAUGUUGGUGCUCAAGUCACUGUUGCAUCAUUCUUCAUCAAUUACGCUACCGAGAAUGCAUCUUACUCUUCCUCCCAGGCUUCUAACAUGCUCUCCUACGCUUUGAUCACUUUCACCGUUGGUCGAUUCAUCGCCACUGCUCUCGCAACCGUUUUCCAAGCUGAUUUCCUCAUGAUCAUCUACUCCGCCUUCGCUAUCGCUUUCACAGCCGUUGUAGCUGCGUGGCACGGAAAUGGCGCUGUGGUUAUCCUCAUCCUUCUCUUCUUCUUCGAGGCUCCUAUGUAUCCUACUCUCUUCACCAUGGGUACUGCCAAUCUCGGUCGUCAUACUCGUCGUGGUGCAGGUAUCCUCGUUAUGGGUGUAUCUGGUGGAGCUGUCUUCCCUCCUAUUCAAGGUGCCAUUGCCGAUUCUGCCGGCACUAGAAUCUCGUAUGUGGUUCCAUUGGUUGGAUUCAUUUAUGUAUUGGGAUAUGUUACUUUCCAUUGGAUUAGACACGGAAGACAUAUCAUGAGAAUCAAGGAUGUCGUUGCAGCUGAAUUUGUGGGUGGUGCUGCAGGUGGUGUGGUUGAAAAGGUUCAUUAUGAUGGAGAUAAAGUGAUGAGUGUUGAGCAAAAGGAAACCAUCUAAAAGAUUUCCAUCGUCUUUAAUGAAACUUUGGGAAAGGUGAAAUGGGAUGGUUUGGGGUGUUUGGGAUGGGAUUAUGAACAUCUUAAUAGAUGAAACUUAUUGUUUACUGUAUAUACGUGCUUUUUACUAGCAAUUGCCUGGAUGGAUUUUCUCUCUUCUCUUUAUUAGAUGAGAUCGAAUGAACGGAUGGAUGGAUGGAUGAAUACGAUACCACGACUCGAAAUGGAAUAGAGACAUAGAUUUCUCAUAAAUUUACAUAUUCAUUAUUUAAUUUCUUUUCAUC